AUGACAACGGCGACAGCGACGACGGUGGUGAAUAAUGAAAACAGAAUGUUCAACCAGCCCACAAUAAAGCAUAAGAAAUCAAAGCAGUUUUUGACGCCAUUUAACGAUAGCAGCAACCUCAAUAUGAAUAAAGGUGGUGGACACAAAGGCCUUAGACACUACGCGUCGACAUCGUUCAUCAACCAGCAGCCACCACCACCGCCACCACCAAUCACACCCCAGCAGCCACAAGCGUCUCCUACGUAUGCCUACUUCCCACUGCCCAACCACCCACUUGAUCCGUAUGCAUUUGAGCAUAACUACAACAACAGCAGCUACUUCCACGGAUCACCAUCACCUACAACGACAACUUUUGCUGAUUUUACAAGAUUUCUUCCACCACCACCACCACCACCACAGCAGCCACCAAACAAUUAUCUUGUGCCAUCAUCGCCAAAUGUAUAUCCUGUCAGACAGCCAGGGCUGCAGCACAAGCAUAGCAUGCCCACGCUAGGCUCGCAACAGGCACCUCUAUACGAGAAUUACCUGUAUGCACAUGCGCACUCGCCCCAGCAGCCACCAACACGGCAAAUACCCCAACUACACCAACACCCACAUCAACACCAAUACCAGCCACCGCAGACGCGCAUGAGGAGCAUGAGGUCAAAUCAGCACUUGUCGACAAACAGGUCGGCAGUGCUUGAGGAUUUCCGCGUCAAUGGCAAGCAUACGAAGCCGGAGCUGCAUAACAUUUUCGGUUACGUGACGGAAUUCGCCACCGACCAACUCGGAUCACGUUUCAUACAGCAGAAGCUCGAUAAUGCGCCAUCAGAGUCAUUCCUGCGGGUAUUUGAGGAAAUAUUCCCAAACGCGGUCGAGCUAUCAUCUGACGUGUUUGGGAAUUAUGUAAUACAGAAGUUAUUCGAGCACGGUAGUGCAGCUCAGCGACGCCGUCUCGUUGCGCAGAUCGCUGAGCACAUUCCCACGCUAAGUUUCCAGAUGUACGGAUGUCGCGUAGUUCAGAAGGCUGUAGAGUGCGUAGGAGAGGCGGAGCAGAUGGAGAUAGUGGGUCGGAUGGAACAAAUGACAGAGCGCGCGGUGCAGGACCAGAAUGCCAAUCACGUCAUACAGCGCAUCAUAGAGCAAGUUGAUCCUGAUCGCCUCCUCAGCCUCCCCGUCGCUUUUGCGGAGAAUGCUAAAGAACUCGCUUCGCAUCCUUACGGGUGUCGCGUCCUGCAGAGAUCUUUCGAACAUAUUGGUCAGGCGAGAAGCAGGUGUCUAAUCGAGGCACUGCAUGAACACGUUGAUAACCUGGUAGUGGACAUGUUUGGCAAUUACGUCAUACAGUAUUUACUCGAAUUCGGUGACGAUUCGGAUAGGAGUAGGAUUAUCGUCAAGAUUAAUCACCGCUUUUUUGAACUCGCUAGACAUAAAUUCGCCUCUAAUGUUUGCGAGAAGGCGUUAAUUAGAGCGGGUGAGAAUGAUAGGGAGAUGCUUAUUCAUAGACUGGUCGAUAGAUCUGAUGGUGGGGCUAGUUUGGAUGGCAUACCUGCUCUAAUGAAGGAUCAGUAUGGCAAUUAUGUCCUUCAGCGCGCUAUUAGCGUCGUUGGGUCAGCACAAGCAGGCCAGCUAAUCGAGACUAUCAACGAGGAACUCGAACAUAUACGCAAAAGUAACCAGAUUCACAACAUGUCGUCGGCUACGGCUAAACAUGUGCUGGCUAUAGAGAGGCUACUGAGCCAGCAUUUGGGUGUGUAG
Wallemia ichthyophaga EXF-994 is the source of this 1737-nucleotide messenger RNA. Its product is annotated as Pumilio-like protein 2. Gene Ontology annotation, molecular function: mRNA 3'-UTR binding. Lineage: Eukaryota; Fungi; Basidiomycota; Wallemiomycetes; Wallemiales; Wallemiaceae. The coding region runs from base 1 to 1737 and encodes 578 amino acids. Gene Ontology annotation, biological process: nuclear-transcribed mRNA catabolic process, deadenylation-dependent decay. The record is from RefSeq and is a predicted model, not a curated record. Gene Ontology annotation, cellular component: cytoplasm. The transcript is spliced from 4 exons.